Messenger RNA from Drosophila montana, 566 nucleotides. RefSeq names its product mediator complex subunit 9 (gene MED9). Gene Ontology annotation, biological process: regulation of transcription by RNA polymerase II. Gene Ontology annotation, cellular component: mediator complex. Gene Ontology annotation, molecular function: transcription coregulator activity. The record is from RefSeq and is a predicted model, not a curated record. Lineage: Eukaryota; Metazoa; Arthropoda; Insecta; Diptera; Drosophilidae. Bases 72 to 566 code for a protein of 164 amino acids. The transcript has 3 exons.
CAACUGCUCGCACACCAAAACAACAACAGAGCAAAACGCGUUUACAAAAACGCUAAAUUAUAAGAAAUAUAAUGGAAUUAUCGCCCAUUAAUCAAAUUGAGGACAGAAAACCAACACUUACUGCUGACGGCCUGGUGCAAACAUCAAAUUCACCAUUUGAGCCCACAGCAACAACAACGACAACAACAGCAGCAGCAGCCGCAACAGCAUCAGCGGCAACAACAACAACCGUUUCACAGGAGACGCAAACAUCGAACGGCAUCGGCAUCGGCGGCCCGCUGACAGUUGACCAGCUUGACAUCGAAAUUUUGCCGAUCAUCUACGACAUUGUGCGCUGCGUGGAGAAGGAUCCCCUCGAGAACGCUGUGAAGCUGCGCGAGUCACAGGACUGCAAUCACAAGAUCUUUGAGCUGCAAAAGCGCUUCGAUUCGGCGCGCGAGCAAAUAAAACAGCUGCCGGGCAUCGAUUACAACAAGGAGGAGCAACUGCAGCGCCUGGAACUGUUGCGCAAUCAGCUCAAGCUGAAGCAGCAGCUCAUACGCAAAUACAAGGAUACGGAGUUCUAG